AUGGUGAAAAAGAAAAUUGAUAAUCGUAUACGUAUAUUAAUUGAAAAUGGAAUAAAGUCUUUCAAUCGUUCUUUGAUCGUCAUUGUUGGCGAUAAAGGUCGUGAUCAAGUUGUUAUUCUUCAUCAUAUGCUUUCAAAAGCUCAAGUUAAAGCACGUCCAACUGUAUUAUGGUGUUACAAAAAAGAACUUGAUUUUUCAACUCAUCGUAAAAAACGUAUGAAACAAAUGCGUAAACGUCAACAAGCAACAGGUUCGACUGGUGUUGGUGGUGAUGAUGAUAAUCCAUUUGAAGUUUUUCUUUCUUCAACACAAAUUCAUUAUACAUUCUAUUCUGAUACACCAAAAAUUCUUGGUCGUACAUUUGGAAUGUGUGUUUUACAAGAUUUUGAAGCUUUAACACCAAAUUUAUUAGCACGAACAGUUGAAACAGUUGAAGGUGGUGGUUUAAUUGUUAUACUUCUUCAAACAAUGCGUUCACUUAAACAAUUAUAUACAUUAACAAUGGAUGUACAUGCACGUUAUCGAACUGAAACACAUCGACAAACUGAACCACGUUUUAAUGAACGUUUUAUAUUAAGUUUAUCAUCAUGUGAACAAUGUUUAAUUGUUGAUGAUCAACUUAAUAUAUUACCAUGUUCAUCAAAUACAAGUUUAAAUAUAGAAGCAUUACCAUCAAAAACUGAAGAAAAUAGUUUAACAUUGGAACAAAUUGAAUUAAAAAAAUUAUGUUAUUCAUUAAAAGAAACACAACCGAUUGGAAAUUUAAUUGAAUGUUGUAAAACAUUAGAUCAAGGAAAAGUUUUAUUAAAAUUACUUGAUUCAAUAACUGAUAAAGCAUUUCGACAUACAUGUUCUAUAACUGCAUCACGUGGACGUGGAAAAUCAGCAGCACUUGGAUUAGCUAUUGCUGGUGCAAUUGCAUUUGGAUAUUCAAAUAUUUAUGUUACUUCACCGGCACCAGAAAAUUUAAAAAUUUUAUUUGAAUUUAUUUUAAAAGGUUUUAAUGUACUUGAUUAUCAAGAUCAUAUUGAUUAUGAUAUACAAUAUUCAUCAAAUGAUCAUAAAGAAAAAAAUAUUAUUCAAUUAACUAUUCAUCGACCUAAACAACAUCGACAAGUUAUUCAAUAUAUUCAACCGAAUGAACCAUCACGUCUUAGUCAAUGUGAAUUAUUAAUAAUUGAUGAAGCAGCAGCAAUACCACUUCCACUUGUAAAACAAUUAUUAACUGGUGCAAAUUAUUUAAUAUUUCUUUCAUCAACAAUUAAUGGAUAUGAAGGUACUGGACGAUCACUUUCAUUAAAACUUCUUGAACAAUUACGAAAACAAAGUGCUGUUUUAACAACAGCAACAAAAACAACAAAAACAACAAAAACAACAACAAAUAAUCGUACAUUAAAUGAAUUAGAAUUAAAUGAACCAAUUCGAUAUGGUAUUAAUGAUCCUAUUGAAUUAUGGCUUAAUAAUCUCCUUUGUCUUGAUUGUUGUCAAGAUCCAUCAAAAUUCAAUAAAGUAACUAGUAGUGGAUGUCCAUCACUUGAAUCUUGUUCACUUUAUUGUAUAUCACGUGAUACAUUAUUUUCAUAUAAUGAAUCAUCAGAAAAAUUUUUACGUCGUUUAAUGUAUUUAUUUGUUUCAUCACAUUAUAAAAAUUCACCAAAUGAUCUUCAAAUGUUAUCUGAUGCACCCGGUCAUGAUAUUUAUUGUUUACUUGGACCAAUAAUUGAUUCAAAUCAAUUACCAGAUAUAUUAUGUGCUAUACAAGUUUGUUAUGAAGGCGAUUUAUCAAAAGAUAUUGUUGCACGACAAUUAACACAUGGACAACGAGGUUCUGGUGAUCUUAUACCGUGGACUAUAGCACAAACUUAUCAAGAUUAUACAUUUGGAAAAAUGUCUGGUGUUAGAAUUGUUCGUUUAGCAACACAUCCUGAUUAUCAACGAAUGGGUUAUGGAACAAAAGCCAUACAUUUAUUAGAAAAAUAUUUUCAAGGACAUAUUGUUAAUAUUGAUGAAUAUAAUAAUCUUGAGUCUUCAUCAUCACCAAAAGCUGAUCAAGUUGAAAUAAUUGAUGAUGAUGAUUUACCAUUACUUAAUGAAAAACUUCAUCCACGACGAGGUCUUCCACCAUUAUUAGAAAAACUUAGUGAACGUCGUUUAAAACAUUCAAUUGAUUAUCUUGGUGUAUCAUAUGGUCUUUCAGCUGAUUUAUUAAAAUUUUGGAAAAAAAAUCAAUUUUUACCUAUAUAUCUUCGUCAAACAGCUUCAGAACUUACAGGUGAAUAUUCAUGUAUAAUGCUUAAAACAAUACAUCAAUCAAAUCAAGCACCAUGGUUAUUUUCUUAUUAUCAAGAUUUUCGUCGUCGAUUAAUAUCAUUACUUGGUUUUCAAUUUCGAAUUUUUACACCAGGCAUGGUACUUAAUUUAAUUCAACAAGCUGUUUAUCCAGAAAUAAAAGAAGAAUUUACAGUUUCAUUAAUUGAACAAAAUUUUACUGAUUAUGAUCUUCGUCGUUUAGAAUCAUAUACAAGAAAUUUAGUUGAUUAUCAUUUAAUUCUUGAUCUUAUUCCAACACUUGCAAAAUUAUUUUAUUUAAAUCGUCUUCCGAUACAAUUAACUGUUGUUCAAAUGGCAUUAUUAUCUGGUAUUGGACUACAAUAUAAAACAAUUGAACAACUUGAAAAUGAACUUAAUUUACCACAAUCACAACUUUUAGCUUUAUUUAAUAAACUUAUUAAAAAAAUUAUUGAUUUAAUCAAUUCAGUACAAGAAAAUGAAUUAGGAAAAACAUUUGUCAAUUCAUUAGAUACUGCUAAUAUGCAACCAUUAGAUAAAUCACUUCGACAAGAAUUGAAUGAAGUUGCUGCAACAAUUCGUAUUCGUCAAUCAGAAGAAUUAGAUCGAUUAAUGCAUGAUCAACAAUUAACAAAAUAUGCUGUUAAUGGUAGUGAAGAAGUUUGGAAAGGAGAAUUGAAAAAUAUAUCUGAUCCAGGUGUAAUUUCAAUACCACGGACAUUAAACAAACGAAAAGAUAUUGAAAUCGAAAGUCAUUUCGAUUUGUCGAAACAGAAAUCAAAAAAGAAAAAAAAUAAAAAAAAAUAA
Molecule: messenger RNA, 3096 nt
Organism: Rotaria sordida
Lineage: Eukaryota; Metazoa; Rotifera; Eurotatoria; Philodinida; Philodinidae
Source: the annotation of a GenBank genome assembly